AUGAAUCCCCUCACACAACUCGACAGCCUCGAAAUACGCGUCCUAAUCAACGACCAACUCGACAACAUCGCGCCAUCAUGGCAUCCAGAAGUCCAUGCCCCAGGAAGAUUCGCACAUAUUCGGCUUGCAGAACUCGAUGAGACUGCUGCCAAGGCACGUGGGGAUGCGAAGCUUGAGCUGAGGUUGCCUAAUAGUUGUUGUGGUGCGCAUGGUUUGAGUUUGAUGAUUACUGCUACGGCAGGUGAUGUUCAGCAUACUUUACUUUUCGACGCAGGACCAGAAGGCGAGAUCUGGGAGAAGAACGUCGAGAGACUGGGGUUAGUGAACGAGAUUAGUAAGAUUGAAGUCAUUCAUCUUUCGCAUUGGCAUAGGGAUCAUUCCGGUGUGUAUCAUUCAUACUUUUCCGUAAGUCAAAGACUGACGUUCCAUCAAGGCGGGCUCCGGCGAGCAAUCGAGAUGAUCAAUAAAGCAAAAUCAAAGAGCACCAGUCCGACGAACGUAACGAUGGACCUCCACCCAAACCGACCUUUCUACCGCGGCAUGGUGACCCCAGCAGGACCCAUCAGCCUGGAAGCAGAUCCAACCUUCACCGAACUCGAAGCCGCAGGAGCCACCGUCACCAAGAACGCACAAGGCCACAAUAUCCUCGACGACAUGUUCUUCGUUUCUGGACAAAUCCCACGAACCACGUUGUAUGAAACUGGAAUUUCCGGCGGGAUCCGCCUAGACGACAGCGAUGCCGGCUGGCAGGCUGACCCACUUAUUCUGGACGAGAGGUUCGUCAUGUGCAAUUUGAGGGGUAAAGGGCUCGUGGUGUUUACUGGAUGUAGCCAUGCCGGCGUUGUGAAUGUGUCAAGGCACGCGGUGGAGGUUGGUGGUGGUGUUCCAUUGUAUGCUGUCGCUGGCGGGUUUCACCUCUCUGAUGCGCAGCUGGAUAAGGUACAGGAAACUACGAAUGAUCUGGCUAAGCUGGAUCCGAAGGUUUUGAUGCCUGGACAUUGUAGUGGAUGGAGGGUUCAGGUUGAGGCGGAGCGGAUCAUGCCUGGGAGGGUUGUGCCUAUUUAUGCUGGACAAAAAUAUGGGUUGUCUGCUCUGCUGUAG
Messenger RNA from Lithohypha guttulata, 1101 nucleotides. RefSeq lists its product as uncharacterized. The record is from RefSeq and is a predicted model, not a curated record. Bases 1 to 1101 code for a protein of 366 amino acids. The transcript is spliced from 2 exons. Lineage: Eukaryota; Fungi; Ascomycota; Eurotiomycetes; Chaetothyriales; Trichomeriaceae. Gene Ontology annotation, molecular function: transferase activity.